AUUCGCAGAUCAAUUCCCUUCUUAGCUUCCAGCACCCCCGCGGCAUUUCUACUCGGCUCUUCUUAUUUUGCCCGACAUUAAUCCGCGUGCCUGCGUCUCGGAACGUGGCUUCAACAUUUCCCAUUGACCAUUAUGCGAUCCUUUGUUCGAUUGAGAUUUUUAUUUCCUGCAAAUCGAUUUGUGUACCCCUGAAUUACUUCCUUUUGCUCAAGGGCUUUUCUGCCCACAAAUCCCUCCCUGCUUGCUUUCAUAUCACUCAGUUUCAUUUCCAAUACAUCUCAGCAAUUUCGCAAGGCUUUUGCCUUUUCUGGUUCUGUUCUAUUUAACCCAGGAUCCCUAAUUCUCCAAUAAAGAAACCAAUUGCUCCCGGGCAAAAUGCUUUCCCUAUUAAGCGUUUCUUUGUUUCCCCCGUCCACACAACACGGCGUCUAUCGAUCUUCUAAAUUUGCGGCUGCAGAUGCAAGGGAGAUCAAUUCGUUCUGUUUUAGGCAAAGAAACGAGCAUAGGAAAGCUGUCUGUGCCUGUGUGUCUUCUCCGCGAAACUUGACGAGUGACGAGUCGUCGGCGAUUAAAUUUAAUGGUUCUUCUAAAUCAGAACACUUAAACACAAUACGGGAUCAUGAGGAUGAUUCUGAUGUUCUUAUUGAGUGCAAGGAAGUCUACAAGUCUUUUGGGGAAAAGAAAAUCCUAAAUGGUGUGAGCUUCAAGAUCAGACAUGGUGAAGCUGUUGGAAUAAUUGGCCCCUCUGGGACUGGCAAAUCUACUGUUUUGAAGAUUAUUGCAGGAUUGCUUGCUCCAGACAAGGGAGAGGUUUACAUUCGAGGUAAAAAGAGGGCUGGUUUGAUAAGCGAUGAAGAGAUAUCUGGUGUUCGGAUUGGAUUAGUGUUCCAAAGUGCAGCUCUUUUUGAUUCCUUGACUGUACGUGAAAAUGUUGGUUUUCUCUUGUAUGAACACUCAAGGAUGUCUGAUGAUCAAAUUUCAGAGCUUGUCAAGGAAAGCUUGGCAGCUGUUGGAUUAAAGGGUGUCGAGGAUCGGCUGCCUUCAGAGUUGUCUGGUGGGAUGAAAAAACGAGUUGCCUUAGCUCGGUCCAUUAUUUAUGACACUACAAAUGAUUCGAUAGAACCAGAGGUUCUCUUGUAUGAUGAACCAACCGCUGGUCUGGAUCCCAUAGCUUCUACUGUAGUUGAGGAUUUGAUCCGCUCUGUUCACAUAAAAGGACGUGAUGCUCUUGGAAAACCUGGGAAGAUUGCAUCUUAUGUAGUCGUCACCCACCAACAUAGUACUAUUAAAAGAGCUAUUGACAGGUUAUUAUUUUUACACAAGGGUAAGAUUGUUUGGGAAGGAAUGACGGAUGAAUUUACUACAUCAACAAAUCCAAUUGUCCAACAGUUUGCAUCUGGAAGCCUGGACGGUCCCAUCAGAUAUUAGAACAGGACUAAUUGUGGUAAAAUGGAGAAUAUAGAACGUCAGUAAUAUCGAAAUGGAGCGUCCGGAUAGCGAUGAUAGCGCAUGCGACAGAUUUAGUUCUCAGCGGAUGGUGGGGAUGAGCAAGCAUUGACAGCCUUUUUGAUGCGCGAUUAUUUAACUUCAUUCAACGUAUUGAAUUCGGGCACCCGGUUAACAUGUUGGAUUGGUGCCUGGAGGUCGGGCUGUUAUAUAACUAACAAUAACUAGUUGACUCUAACCCAGGAAGGUUCAUUACACGAAGCACUUGACGCUGAUGGACUCUAGUCUAAAUUUGGUGCAUCGGGGAGAAAAAGGUAGGUUAGAAGGAACAUCUCGUUUCAACGUAUUGAUAUAAUUCUUUUUAGCGUAUUGCUAUACUAAACUGCAUAGGUCUCCGAUGUACUGGCGUUGUAAAGAUUCAUAGAUAGGAGUUUGAUAGAUGUGCUUCAUGAAUCAUAAGUUUGGAUUUUCUUCUU
This is a messenger RNA of Prosopis cineraria, 1922 nucleotides long. Its product is annotated as protein TRIGALACTOSYLDIACYLGLYCEROL 3, chloroplastic. The transcript is spliced from 10 exons. The record is from RefSeq and is a predicted model, not a curated record. Gene Ontology annotation, molecular function: ATP binding; ATP hydrolysis activity. NCBI's taxonomy places the organism in Eukaryota, Viridiplantae, Streptophyta, Magnoliopsida, Fabales, Fabaceae. The coding region runs from base 376 to 1428 and encodes 350 amino acids.